Oncorhynchus tshawytscha (Chinook salmon) is the source of this 847-nucleotide messenger RNA. Its product is annotated as CD209 antigen-like protein E. The record is from RefSeq and is a predicted model, not a curated record. The transcript has 3 exons. NCBI's taxonomy places the organism in Eukaryota, Metazoa, Chordata, Actinopteri, Salmoniformes, Salmonidae. The coding region runs from base 115 to 828 and encodes 237 amino acids.
CAACAGCAGAAGUUACAACAGUAGAAGAUACAGCAGUAGAAGUUGCGAGAGUAGAAAUUGCAAGAGUAGAAGUUCCGAUUUGAAGACAAAUAACCUAAUUAUUAAAUAAAGACCAUGGAUAUUGAUGAUCAUAUAUACGCAAACGAAAGACCCAUCAAGUCCCACAAGAAGGAUGGAGUUGGUGAUCAACAUUCAGUGUGGAAGAGACGUUUCCUAGCUGCUGCAGUGUGUCUGGGGCUGCUGUGUGUUCUCCUACUGGCUGGGAUCAUAGGCCUGUUUCUCUACCAGAGAAACCUAUUGAACAGUUACAACAACCUGACUGCAGAGAGAGACCAGCUACAGACCAGUUAUAACACCCUGACCAAAGAGAGAGACCAGCUACAGACCAGUUAUAACAACCUGACCAAAGAGAGAGACCAGCUACAGACCUGUAAUAAAUAUGGCACAUGUCCCCAAGACUGGAUAAGGUCUUGCUGCAGUUGUUACUACAUCUCCACUGAUGAGAAAACGUGGGACGGGAGCAGAAAGGACUGUCAGGUGAGAGGAGCAAACCUGGUGAUCAUCAACAGCAGAGAGGAACAGGCUUUAAUCAAAGCGUUCAACAAAAAAGCCUGGUUUGGUCUGACGGACAUAGAAGUUGAGGGAACCUGGAGAUGGGUGGACGGCACACCACUGACCACAAGUUACUGGAACAAAGGGGAGCCAAAUGAUUUGCAGGGAGAAGACUGCGCUUUGGUUGAUAACACUCAAAAGGACCCAGUAGUGGCUUGGAAUGAUGUGCCAUGUAACCUCAAAAAUGGUUGGAUCUGUGAAAGGCAGCUGUGUUAAGUCUAUCAAUAACAGGUUG